Messenger RNA from Tarenaya hassleriana, 1797 nucleotides. RefSeq names its product UDP-glycosyltransferase 71B2-like. Lineage: Eukaryota; Viridiplantae; Streptophyta; Magnoliopsida; Brassicales; Cleomaceae. Gene Ontology annotation, molecular function: UDP-glycosyltransferase activity. The transcript has a single exon. Bases 123 to 1667 code for a protein of 514 amino acids. The record is from RefSeq and is a predicted model, not a curated record.
AAUCUGACCGGUCUAAUUCGUAAAUCUUUGGGUCGGACCGGUUCGACCAGAACAUUUUGACCGAUCUUUUGAUGUGGAUAGUCCAAAGACAAAAAACGAUUCCGUAUUUAACGUGACAUGACAUGGUUCAUUUCUCACGGAACAAGCCCCGACAAAAAACACACUCGACGAAGCUUAUCACUUGUAAGUUCGACCACAGCCAUAGGAAGCCAUUGACCAUGAAAAUGGAGCUUGUCUUCGUACCUUCGCCGGGAGCAGGUCAUCUCAAGUCAACGGUGGAGAUGGCGAAGCUCCUCGUUGACCGCCACGGCAGUCUCUCCGUCACCGUCGUCAUCAUCCCUUCCAUCUUCGGCGGCAGCACCUCCAAUUCCUACAUCGCCUCCCUCUCCGCCGUGUCCGAAGACCGUCUCCGGUACGACGUCCUCUCCGUCGACGACCAAUUGAAUUCCCCCUCCGACCCCAGGCCGAAUUUAGUGACCUUCAUCGAGAACCAGAAACCGAAGGUAAGAGCCGCAGUGGCCAAACUCGCCGACUCCACCCGCCCCGACAAGCCUCGACUCGCUGGGUUCGUCGUGGACAUGUUCUGCACGGCGAUGAUCGACGUCGCGGACGAGUUCGGCGUCCCGAGUUACAUGUUCUACACGUCCAACGCUGGAUUCCUCGGGCUGAGCCUUCACAUUCAGCGUCUAUACGACGAGGGCAAAUACAACGUCGACGAGUUGAAUGACUCGGUUGUCGAGCUCGACGUGCCGAGUCUGACUCGCCCGUUCCCGGUGAGCUGCCUGCCUUCGGUUAUGUUACGCAAUGACUGGCUCCCGCUUCUUCUAGGUCAAACCAGAAGAUUUCGAGAGACGAAGGGUAUUUUGGUAAAUACCUUCGAGGAGCUCGAACCCCAAGCGAUGAAGUUCCUCGCCAGCGGCGAGACUCCACCGGCUUACGCAGUGGGACCGCUGCUAGACCUCAAAUCCGACAGCGGAGAUUCCGGAGACGAGAAGAAAUCGGAGAUCCUACGAUGGCUCGACAAACAACCGCCUAGAUCUGUAGUGUUCCUCUGCUUCGGGAGCAUGGGAGGUUUUCGAGAGGACCAGGCCAGAGAAAUCGCCGUCGCACUCGAGCAAAGCGGCCAUAGGUUCCUCUGGUCCCUCCGCCGCGCGCCGCCGAAGGGGACGUUUGUACCCCCAGGAGAUUUCACAAACCUCGAUGAGAUUCUGCCGGAGGGGUUCCUGGUUCGGACGGCGGAGAUCGGGAAGAUCAUCGGGUGGGCCCCACAGACAGCGGUGCUGGCGAAUCCGGCGAUCGGAGGGUUUGUGUCGCACUGCGGAUGGAACUCGACGCUGGAGAGCCUCUGGUACGGCGUGCCGACAGCGAUGUGGCCGCUCUACGCGGAGCAACAGUUCAACGCGUUCGAGAUGGUGGAGGAGCUGGGUUUGGCGGUGGAGGUAAGGAAUAGCUUCAGGGGAGAUCUCAUGGAGGCGGAGGCGGAGACGGAGCUCAUGACAGCGGAGGAGAUAGAGAGAGGGAUCAGGUGUGUGAUGGUGCAGGACAGCGACGUGCGGAGGAGGGUGAAGGAGAUGAGAGAUAAGUGCCACGUGGCGCUAAUGGACGGCGGAUCUUCUCAUUCAGCUGUGGGGAAGUUCAUUAGAGACGUGACCGAGAAUCUCUCCUGAGAUAGAGGAAUCUUUUAGCAUAUGCUUUUUAGAUUUCUACGACAGGAAUGUUCACGGAUAUUUACUCGUCGGAAUAAAUGUCUUAAUAUCUAAAAAUAAUACGACAUUGCAAUUUUAAGUAUUUAAAACU